Molecule: messenger RNA, 972 nt
Organism: Biomphalaria glabrata
Lineage: Eukaryota; Metazoa; Mollusca; Gastropoda; Planorbidae
Exons: 6
Coding region: 166-789 (207 amino acids)
Source: RefSeq, a predicted model, not a curated record
GUCGUUAGGUAAGAGUUUUACUCUUUAUUCAAAUGGACUUGUUGCAAUGAGGGUUUAGGUAUGAGCUUUACAUGUACUAGAGACAACACAACUAAAUUCCAAUAACAUUUUCAUAAAGCUUUGGGAUUUUUUAAAUAAAUUAAACAAGGGGCAGACAAUAAGACAAUGUUGUUUCGAAUUCGAAUUCUUUCCCUGCUCUACUGUUUUAUUCUUCACACGGUCCACUCACAAUAUCAGUGCUCAAGAAAGUACCAAGAAUGUUCGUAUUGGUCAUCGUGCUGUCCAGGCUACAACGACGUUCUCUUGUGCUUAAGAGCCACGAAUUACAGAUAUUACUGUUAUCCUCAAUCUGAGUAUAUCAGCUAUUUUGUCCGUCAGAAGACAACACCAGCAACUUCGUUUGUUUCCACAUUUCCUAGAACCACAACGACAACAACAACUUCAACAACUUUAACGACCACAACGACACCAACAACACCAACGACUUCAACAACCGUAGCAACACCAACAACAUCAACAUCUUCAACAACCACAACGACCCCAACAACGUCAACAACGUCAACAGCUACCACCACUUCAUCUACUCCUCAAACUUCAACAACAACACCAACCACCUCAACAACCCUUACAACUUCAGCGACCACGUCCGGCAACAAAUGGUGUGCCGCAAGCUACGAAAGUUGUGACUCCUUGAGAUGUUGUGCCAACUUGACAAAACUUCAAGUCUGCACCAAAACUCCAGGUGGAAAAUUCUGUAUUGAUCAUGACAUGGCGGAUCUCUUUGGAUAGGCAUCCAGAUCAGCUGACGUGUCAUGAACAGCGACACAAUGCACUUCCUUUGAGCUGUAUUAUUGUGUGUCACAUUGCUGUACCGUCACGCGACUAUGGAGAUUUCCCAAGAGAAUUUCUUAUUUCUUUUAUUUGAGGAAUUAAUGAGGUUUUUAGUUCAUUGAAUAAAAUAAGUCAAUUAUU